CCAGCUCUUCAACCUGUGGUUUCUCGACCAACAAACGCUACCAUGACGGGCAACAACAACGCCUACAACAUCCGUUCCCACGAGGAUGAGACAGCCCGCGAGUACUUCCAUCACUCGUCUGGCCAGCGCGUCAACACCGAUGCCGUUCUUGUCGAAGCCCUGCGACGGCAGUAUCCCGACCUCGACCUGACCAUUGUACCCCAGGCCAGCGCCAAUUUGCUCGCAUAUGCUUCUGCUGGCUUCGCCACUGCCACCCCUCUCGACGAUUCAGUCAAUGAUCCCGUCUACGGCACUGCUCUCAAAUGGCGUGUCUUCAUCCCCCCAGCCCGCCGCCUCGACAACUCGCCAGGCCUCAUGGCCGACCGAGUGCUCUUCGGAAAGUUCCUAUACAAGUGGAAUGGCCACGAUUUCAUCCUCUAUGUGGCAAACGGGAGGGACGGCGGGAACCCUUAUCCCGACGUCACCAACAAUUACAUCCUUACGCGCGAUGCCACCCUGGUCAACAAUCUAGUCAAGGAUGCCACCUUGUGGGGUAGCAAGCUUCACAAUGAGGUCUGGGUAUUCGACCAAGGCUUCUGGCAGAAGAGCCGCGAGCUCUACGAUUCUGUGCAAAAGGCCCAGUGGGACGACGUGAUCCUAGAACAAGGCAUGAAGAAGGCCAUCAUAGCCGACGUAGAGAACUUCUUUGAUGGCCGAUCUACCUAUCAGAACCUCAAAGUGCCCUGGAAGAGAGGCAUCAUUUACUAUGGACCUCCAGGUAAUGGCAAGACCAUCAGCAUCAAGGCCAUGAUGAACGCUCUGUAUCAGCGUGGCCGGAACGGAUCCACCAAACUCUCUGUCCCGACCCUCUACGUGCGCACGCUAUCUUCGUUCGCUGGCCCUGAGUAUUCUCUCCGCAACAUAUUUGCCAAAGCCCGCCAAGAAGCGCCAUGCUACCUGGUCUUCGAGGAUCUCGACUCCAUCGUUAGCGACCACGUACGCUCCUACUUCUUGAACGAAGUGGAUGGCCUGCGCUCCAACGAUGGCAUUCUCAUGGUAGGCUCAACUAACCAUCUCGAUCGAUUGGACCCUGGCAUCUCUAAACGACCUUCUCGCUUUGAUCGCAAAUACUACUUUCCUGACCCAGAUUACGACCAACGCGUUCAAUAUGCGCAGUUUUGGCAAUCAAAGUUGAGUAACAGCCACGACCUCGAGUUUCCAGAUGCUUUGUGUCCUGCAGUCGCUAGGAUCACGGAUAAGUUCUCUUUUGCAUACAUGCAAGAAGCCUUCGUCGCAUCGCUGCUCGCGAUCGCCGUAGGCGACAGCAGCACUGCCGACCAACAGCGCUGGGCUGGUCCUCACGACCCUCUCGCGAAGCCUAGCAAUGGCCCACAGUUCUCUGGUAGCUAUGGGCUACAUCACGCCAGUGGUGGCGGAGACGACGGUGACUUGGAAGAUCUAGUGCUGUGGAAAGAGCUUCAGAAACAAGUCGCUAUCCUACGUGACGAGAUGGAGGGGAAGUACAAACAACCACCCGCCAGGUCUGUACCGCGGAUGGUGAAGAUGAACGAUCUCGAUUUGUCCGCUUUCUCACCGUCACCAUGUCGAUACCGAGACGAACUGGAUGAGAAGCUGCAUCACCAAGGAGUCUUGAAUAGUGCAGCUGUUAAUCCUAGCAGCCAUCCGUCGUCAUCACCACAGAUGCUCCGCGAAAGCAUUGAUCACUUGGCGGAAGCUACCAGACGACUAAGAAUGUCCACCGGUGAAUUACAGUUAGAUCCACCCCACGAUACGGCUGGGUUGCUCAGCCAGCAACUCCGCUUCGCUUUGACAGGUGUUCAAUCCGAUGCUGGCUUUUCAGAACUGGACCCUGUUGCACGCUGGACAGGCAAGACCGUUGCCGGGCCUGGUAAUCAACGAUUGGAAAAUUGA
This is a messenger RNA of Periconia digitata, 1911 nucleotides long. The record is from the annotation of a GenBank genome assembly. NCBI's taxonomy places the organism in Eukaryota, Fungi, Ascomycota, Dothideomycetes, Pleosporales, Periconiaceae.